GUAAGAAGUUGCGAGUGAGUGGCAUUGAUUCAUCUGAUCAAAAGGAUAAGAAAAAAAGCGCAGAGCAAAACUGAUGAAGACGGAGGAAGAAGAAGAAGAAGAAGAAGAAUGGAGAUCAGCUCGCGAGGUUUUGUUGAUUGUUCUUCCUUAUCUUCCUUCGUUGUUCGAGCUUCUCUCUAUGACUCGCGUUUCGCGAUCGCUCAGAGACGCGAUCAGAGAUGAAACCGCCUUGUGGACAAACAUCGUCGUUGAACCACCGCUGAGCUCUCGUCUUACCGAUGAUAUUCUAUCGGACAUCACUUCCAAAUCCGCCGGUAAGCUCAAGACUCUGAUUCUCCGCCGUUGUCUUAGGGUUACCGACACGGGGCUCCGACGUGUGGUGGAUUCGAAUCCUCUCAUCACUAAGAUAAUUGUGCCGGGAUGCUCGGGAUUGACUCCAGAAGGAAUCAUGGAAUGUGUUGUAAGCUUGUCCAAGAACAAUCAUAAGGUGGAGACACUUCACAUCAAUGGUGUCAAUGGCUUCACUAAACAACAUCUCUCAGCACUUUUGACUUACCUUUCUUCUUCGGAGGGAGCAACGAUCGACCUCGAGGUCUGUCCCAAAUGCGAUGAAAUAAGGAUGAUCCCGGCUUGCUCAAGAGAAUCAUGUAACCUGAAGCAAACAAAUGAACGCAAGUGCCGGGGAUGCUGGCUUUGUAUCCCUAGAUGCGCUGAGUGCUCUGUGUGCCUUGGACCUGACACUGAGAGUCAAGAAGCAGCCUGUGGUAAUGACGACGUUCUGUGUCUUGAGUGCUGGCUUGUGCUUCCCAAGUGCAGGUUCUGUAACAAACCAUACUGCACAAAUCACAGUAGUCGUCGACAUGAGAUUGCAACCACUGAUGCUGCGGCGAGACCUUCGUUUGAAUGUGAAGCUUGUUACUACAGGGCAGGUACAAACCCAUAUGAAGUCGACUAUCAAAUCUAAAAGCUUGGAUUGCAACUUGUUCUCUCUGCAACUUUGUCUAUUUAUUGUAUAUGAAAAGCCUUGGAUUGUGAUAUAUUCAGAGACGUUCAUGGAGUAAAAGUAAAAAAAAGAAAGAGUCAAGCUUUCAUCACAGGAAUUAGUUUACAAUCAUCGAUGAUCUUGAAGCCGAGAACCUACAGGCUACCCUCCAUGAACUUCUUGUUAAAGAAGAUGGUCAACAAAACUGGGUAGACAGCUAGACACAGAGGGAACAAAA
Messenger RNA from Camelina sativa (false flax), 1220 nucleotides. RefSeq names its product F-box protein SKIP28. Gene Ontology annotation, molecular function: protein binding. Gene Ontology annotation, cellular component: cytoplasm. The record is from RefSeq and is a predicted model, not a curated record. NCBI's taxonomy places the organism in Eukaryota, Viridiplantae, Streptophyta, Magnoliopsida, Brassicales, Brassicaceae.